Molecule: messenger RNA, 2918 nt
Organism: Hypoxylon trugodes
Lineage: Eukaryota; Fungi; Ascomycota; Sordariomycetes; Xylariales; Hypoxylaceae
Product: multidrug and toxin extrusion protein
Exons: 4
Coding region: 588-2501 (637 amino acids)
Biological process (GO): xenobiotic detoxification by transmembrane export across the plasma membrane
Cellular component (GO): membrane
Molecular function (GO): antiporter activity; xenobiotic transmembrane transporter activity
Source: RefSeq, a predicted model, not a curated record
CACUGACUUGAACUAUCUCAACUAUUAUCCAAUAUACAUGCACGUUCUAUCACGUCUAUCGCCGAUCUUCUAUCUCACUCGAAUUGUUACCUACUUAGGUAUGUAGUUCCUAUCUAUAUGUACGGUAUGUAAGGCUAGGCCGAGACGAGACAAAUGGCGGCGACUCACGAUGGUAAACUCCGGUGACGGCCAGAAAAAAGCGGAAGCGGGGCGUAUCCCCAGUCGGUUACCGCAGGUUUCGACCGCCUGCAAAAUUGGAUCGUUACCUAAGGUACCUAGGUAAAGACUGGAGCUCUUGUCAGCCUGUUUUAAGAAAUUCAAGGUGAAUGAUCUCCUAGUGUAAUCGACUUUCUAAUGGUCUAUCGCCUCUCUUAGUCUAACUUAAUAAUGAUAUCUCUUUGACAUCAACUAAAUCCUCUAUUCUUAGAGGUUUGAUAAUCUCAAAGUUUAUGAGUCCUAUGGCUUGAAGGCUUGAACUUUGCUCUUGCUGCUUAUAUAUUCGCAUUACCACCGAACCUGUUAUCUUUUUCUAUCAAGUGUGUAACCAGGGAAUUUCAUAUUUUAAAGUUAUAUAUAGGACCGCGACAAUGUCUAGUUCGACACCAAUUCCGCAUAAGAAAAAGGGGCUGGAUAUUGCUUCAUCCUUCAGAUCCGCCUCACCUAUAGCGCAAGAGAUAUUAGCGAGGGACAUCGCCGAAUGCUCCGAAGAUGAAGCAGCCGAGGAUGUGUUCGAUGACGACGAUGAGUCUGGUUCCGGGUCUGGAUCCGAAAGUGGGCCAGUGUUGUACCAACGACCUACUGGUGUGGCUUUUGGUUACAGGCGGCCAAGCUUAGUAACCGAUCAAGUGAACGGUCCCAUUCUCACGAAGGUUGAGAAGAAACAGUCCCGCGAUGCUGAACGCAGCUUGUUAAGGGAUAAUCACAUACUUCCGCCGAAGCACGCUCCAGAAAAGAAACCUAGGGUUUUGACGAGACUCUACAAGGCCUUGUUUAGUACCAAGGUACCUAGAGCGCCAGAGGAUGAGGAAGUUCCAAGGAUCACGGUUCAGCCAUCGGAGACCUCGCCUCUACUCCCCGGUAGCACUGAAUCACCAGACUCGCCUCAUGAACACUUGAAUGAACAAUGGGACGCCGCCGUAGCCUCGGGAAUAAUAGAGACUACGUGGCAGAGAGAAACGAAGACAAUUACGAUCUACUCCCGGUCUCUUAUCUUAACAUUCUUAUUGCAAUAUAGUAUUAAUAUUGCUAGUAUAUUCGCCGUCGGACGGAUAGGAAAGGUAGAACUAGGCGCCGUUAGCUUGGCUACCAUGACAGCAAAUAUCUUGUGCUACGCUCCGAUGCAAGGCCUAGCCACAAGUCUGGACACACUCUGCGCACAAGCCUAUGGCUCGGGACACAAGCAUCUAGUUGGCUUGCAACUCCAACGAAUGACGUAUUUCUUGUGGACGCUUGUCAUACCAGUCGCUGUACUGUUUUUCUUUGCCAAGGAUAUACUGCUUCACAUUGUCCCCGAUCCGUUGUCCGCCGAAUUUGCGGGUCUUUACCUAAAAGUUAUCAUCGCAGGUAUACCAGGUUUCGCUGCAUUUGAGGCAGGCAAGCGAUUCGUCCAGUCGCAGGGCCUAUUCAUUGCGACGACUUACGUCUUGUUAAUUGCCGCCCCUUUGAACAUAUUUAUCAAUUGGUUUCUGGUUUGGCAUGUAGGAUGGGGCUUCAUCGGUGCCCCCAUUUCCGUCGCUAUAACGCAAACAUUGAUGCCUAUACUAUUGCUCUCGUAUGUGCUAUUUGUGGACGGAUCACAAUGCUGGGGAGGUUUCACACCGCGUGCUCUUACAAACUGGGGUCCUAUGAUUCGAUUGGCGUUACCGGGAAUGGUGAUGGUUAUGGCCGAGUGGCUUGCUUUUGAAAUCCUCACAUUGGUUACGAGUCAGUUCGGAACGUCGUACCUGGCGGCUCAGAGCAUUCUCGUUACAUUGACGUCAACGACUUUUAUGAUUCCCUUCCCCGUGUCUAUUGCUGCGUCUACACGGGUUGCCAAUUUAAUAGGGGCGAGAUUAAUAAAUGCUGCCAAGACGUCAGCCAAAGUUGCGUUCUGGGCAGGAUGUAUUAUUGGAUUGUUUAACCUGGUUUUAUUGUCUAGUCUCCGCUACCAACUCCCUCUCCUCUUCACACAAGACGAAGAGGUGAUCGCGAUUGUGGCGAAAGUUAUGCCGCUUGUUGCGGUCAUGCAGGUUUUCGACGCGAUGGCUGCAGUGGCCCAUGGAUUGCUUCGUGGCAUCGGAAAGCAGUCUUUUGGAGGUUACGCAAACUUGUCGAUCUACUAUCUAAUUGCGUUGCCGAUCUCAUUCGCAACUGCAUUCGCACUGGAUUGGAAACUUACCGGUCUAUGGUUAGGAACUACUAUUGGGCUCGCCUUGGUCGGCGCGGUGGAAUAUUGGUACACAUACAUCUCGGACUGGGAACAGUCAGCUCGGGACGCGGAAAACCGGAAUGCAGCUGGUUAACGAAUAUUAUGGGAUUGUUAUGAGAGUUGGUCAGACGAUGAUAAUGUUUGUAUUCGGUUUUGAACAACAGUGUAAGCUGUCAUACUGCGCGAUUUCUUCAUGGUGUAUACACUACGGGUAUAUGCUGAGUCGAACAUAUGUCUCCGAUCUCACACCGAAUCAUUUAUUGGGGGUGACAUGAGCGACGACUUAUCAGCCGGCCACCUAUGCAAUAUUCAAGUAAUACGGUGAUACAAAGAAGGAUACCUAGGUAUUGGUGACAUUGACGACAUUGGUGAUAGGCGAUACUUCUUGGCUGGUUCCCUGGCUUGUAGGGAUAAUAGCAUGCACAGUAUCCGAACAAAUCUGUAUCUUCCAACCUUAUAUAAAUUAAAAUGGUAGAUUGAUUGGAUUUCAACAUGGAUCUUGCACCUAUAA